AUGGCCUCCCUUUCAAAGAAGACUACUGUUUUCAGCUUCCUUGCUGCCUUGUGCUUCUUCCUCUUUGUGGCUCAACUUCAGUCUUCUGAUUGCACCAUGAAAGCUGGAUGCUUCUGCAUCCAGGCAGCUUCCCAUGAAGUAUAUAGCAGAAAGCUGCUCACGAGUGUUAUGGAGGCUGACAAGAUGGUUACCGGAAAAGGUAUGAAGUACGGCGGCGGUGCUGGUUGGGAGUUGAGGGAAGCGCCGCUUGGUCCGGAUCCGCUGCAUCACCAUGGUGGAAGUCCGAGCAGAAAGCCUGUUGUAACUCCUUAA
Molecule: messenger RNA, 312 nt
Organism: Oldenlandia corymbosa var. corymbosa
Lineage: Eukaryota; Viridiplantae; Streptophyta; Magnoliopsida; Gentianales; Rubiaceae
Source: the annotation of a GenBank genome assembly